This is a messenger RNA of Marchantia polymorpha subsp. ruderalis, 3014 nucleotides long. Lineage: Eukaryota; Viridiplantae; Streptophyta; Marchantiopsida; Marchantiales; Marchantiaceae. The record is from the annotation of a GenBank genome assembly.
AACUCUAGCCCUAGCGCUGGCAGCGCCAGCGGACCGGUGCCGACGAACGAAGCGGGCAACGGGAGAGUGAAGGGCGACGACGAGCGCCAUGAGUGAUGGGCAUGACGACAGGCGCCAGUGCAGGGAACGAGAGAGUGAAUGCGCCGCGCGAUGGGCGGGCCGAUCUGCGCAAUGCAGGCGAAAAUAGAUAUGGCGAUUGUGGGCAAUUUGCAGCAUUUCGGAGGGCCUCCGGUUUGUGUUUCGUUAUGGUUGCUGCUGGUCUCGGCGAUCUCGAUCUCGGCCGGCGCUUCGGUGGCGGCAUCGCGGUGUCGCGGUGCGGGUUUGCAUUCGAGAGUGUCUGAGUUGGAAUCGGAUGGACCUGCAGCCUCUGAAUGGGCCAGUCUCGAAGAUCUGGGUGAAGAUCUGUGACGAUCGAGAAAUUGGUCGGUUUGUUGUGCGAUGAGGAUUGCGUGAUUCCUGUAUCUGAGACAUGGAUGUUCGUACUGGAGAACGCUGCCAGUCAUGUGGGGAGGCAAGUAUGGUGAUGGAUGCUGUUUAUGGCAUCUAUGCCUGCGAGGCUUGUGGAUCUAUGGGAGAUCAAGCCGCAACACAAUUAGGUUCUGAGUUUCAACUUGGCCAUGUCAUUGAGCGCCGUGGAACUAAUAUUGGCGAACAUGAUAGUGGUGCCGCGGCUGCCAAAGGUCUUAUGAGGGGCCAAAUGAAUCAUAACUUUUACACAGGCUUCACAAGCUGGAGCGAACGUCACAAGUUGGAAACUUUGAGGAAAGUACAGCGCAUUAGUGGCCAACUCAGAGUUCCAGGUGAUAAAGUUGAUGAAGUGAAGCACUUAUUGGAGCGUACAGUGGAUGGAGAUUGGGGUGCAGGAAGAUGGGUGGAUGUUCUGGUAGCUGCUUGUGUCUAUAUUGUCAUCAGACAAAGCCAGUUGCCUUUAACAAUACCGGAAGUUGCCGACUGCGUGAACUGUGACGUUGUGGAGCUCGGCCGAAUGUACAAUAGAGUUCUUCAAAAGCUCAAUAUCAGCGUGCCUCACGUUGAUCUUUCGAUCUUCUUGGAGCGCGCUCUCUCCACGCUUCCUGCCCUAACUAAGCAAAGCAGGGACACUCUGCGGAUAGUAGCAAGGCAAGGGAAGAUGCUUCUGACUAAUGCUGUUCAAUGGUUCAUCACAACCGGUCGUCGGCCUUUGCCGGUAACUGCGGCGGUUUUACAGCUGGUGUUGGAAGCAAAUAAGAUCUCAGUUCAUAUCUCUGAUGUGGCUCGACAGCUUUAUGCUGGUAUUGGGGCAACAAGGAUGCGCUAUAAAGAAUGCAAGAAUUCCUUAGUGGUUAUUGCUCAAAAAUUACCAUGGGGCGCUGAUAUCACUCCGAAAACUGUGUUGCGCCACCUGCCUUUCAUUAUACAGUACUUGGAACUAAAGCAUAAGUUGCAGAAAGGAGCCAAUCAAGGCUCUACGUGCAUUGGUCAAGUUGUUCCCCGAAAGAGAGCUUCAACUUUACUUUGUGGGAAAUCAGAUUCACUUUUACUAAACGCGAAGAAUACUUUGGCACUGAAUGGUCAUAGGCAAACCAGCACAGUGAACCAAGAAAAAGUUGACGGUAGACCAGCAAAAUUCUUGACAGUUAGCAGAGCACAUUUUCACUCUGUUCAAAAGUCAGAGCUAGUCGAAGUUAAAUUAGAUGAUGAGGAUGAAACUUUUCCUAGAGAUGAUUGCCGCGGUGAUCGGCCAGAUAUGCGUAGAAAGACUUCGGAAGAUCUGCCAGAUAUUAGAGCGCCGGAGUCAACGACUGGCGCUCCAGUACCAGAGCGCAAUGGGUCUGCGAACGUGUUGCCCGUUGCCUUUGUGGCAAGUGAGGAAGCACGCAAGAGGCGGCUGCACAAAAUUCAUCUUGCAAAACUUCGAAUUUUUCAACGUCGGGCAUUAAUGUCUCAAACUUAUGGUGUCUCACAACAACUCUCAGUACCCCCAAGUCCUGUUCACAUUCAGGAGAAGCCAGGAUAUGUCAGGCGUGUUGACGAUAUUUACCUGGCUCCAGAUAUUGAAGACCUCAGAAUUGAAAAGCUUUUGCUCAAAGGGGCGAGCGGAGCGGAUCUCGAGACUGGCUAUUACAGGUCACUAGAGGCUCAGUUUUUGGAGGUCCAUGAUGGAGAUUGCGAUAAAGAUUUCACUGAGUACGUCCACAGUAGUUGCGAGGUCGAGUAUUUGAAGGAACUGAAGAAAUUGAAGACAGAAUGUUCAAGAAACAUCGGAUGAGAUGGCGAUAAGUGUGCCCUCUCUUUAAAUUCAGCGAUUCAUUCAUGGGGCUAUGUCGAGAAUGAACCUUCGAUGAAUGACCUGAAUUUUGGUCACCAGUCGAAAGGGCUGUUCAGUCAAUUAAUAUUAGAUAAUUCUUUCUCCUUAUGGAGCCAAAUGAUCCACAUCUUGCCUAAUUUUUGCAAUUUCGGAGAGAAAGCGAGGCAAUCCCGAAACUAACCCUACACCUCGUAUUUCAGCCAAUUUCAAAUUCUGGUUGCUAUCCCACUAGGACAGGAAGUCAACUGCCUCCAUUACAAGAGUUUGAUUUCACGGGUGAAAACAAUCUGGUCAAAAACCUUAGAACAAUUGAAGUGUUCACUAGGAGUGUACGAGCCGUACACGAACUCUAUCCGAAGAUAAGCCAGAGUACUUGUUGGAUCAGUGAACUCAACAUCCGGUAAGUCCAAUGUUUCUGAUGAAGGAUUCCUCGUUUGAAGACCAUCCACGCUUAAGAUUCUGAAAUAGUUAUAAUGCACGUGUCAUCCGUGCAAGUCCCGCAGACUAUUCGUGCCUCAAGUGUGUACGUUGUGUAGUUUGAAGGAGCCGAACUAUAUCGUUAAGCGAAUCUUGGUGACAGAAAUCAAGUGCUAAUAGUAUAUAAUUUUCAUUAUCGUAGCUUGUUUACGUGUGGUAACAAAAUAUCAAAUGUACAACUAACGACAAUGAAGCCUCACUUCACAUUUUGAAGUGAACAAUUUUGAACGAAGAUGUCACAGCCCCAUGU